GGCUGCUUCCUUGCCAUGCCUCCGUCCGCUCUGGAAAAUGUUCGCUUUUCAGUGCAUGACACCAAUAGCCCCUGAUAGUUGACAAAUCGCAAUGUUGAAUCUCACACAAUCAGGGACGUCUGAGGUGGAUGUCAUCGCAGAGUUGUUUGACGAAGAGGAUGAGCUGUUUGACUGGCAUUUGCCAGUGGCUUUCAAUGAACUUCGCCAUCGAGAGAAAAUAGAGGGUUCUACCAAAGUUACUCAGACAUGGCGAAUGAAAGAACGAAUGAAGACCGUGAGUGUUGCCUUGGUGCUGUGCUUGAAUGUCGGAGUCGACCCUCCAGAUGUAGUUAAGACGUCACCUUGCGCUCGUCUAGAAAGCUGGAUUGACCCGACCACUUCUAGUCCACAGAAGGCUCUGGAGGCAAUUGGCAGUAACCUCCAGAAGCAAUAUGAGAGAUGGCAGCCGCGGGCUAGAUAUAAGCAGAGUCUUGACCCCACGGUGGAUGAGGUCAAGAAGCUCUGCUCUUCACUGCGGCGUAAUGCGAAGGAGGAAAGGGUUCUUUUCCAUUACAAUGGCCAUGGAGUACCAAAGCCAACAGUCAAUGGGGAAAUAUGGGUUUUCAAUAAGAGCUACACACAGUACAUCCCACUCUCAGUGUAUGACCUACAGACAUGGAUGGGGAGUCCGUCUAUCUAUGUGUAUGACUGUUCCAAUGCUGGUAUCAUUGUCGAGUCCUUCAAGCAGUUCUCUGUGCAAAGAGAACAUGAGGUGGAGACAUCAUCGUCAAUGAGCAGCAGUCAGAGAUUCAACAGCCCAGCACCUUCACCGUCAGCGGUGAAAAACUGUAUACAACUGGCAGCUUGUGGGUCCACAGAGUUCCUUCCUAUGAACCCUGAACUCCCAGCUGACCUCUUCACCUCUUGUCUCACCACACCCAUCAAAAUAGCCCUCAAAUGGUAUGUCCUACAGAACACCAGUAAACUUGUGCCAAACCUCACUGCUGAGCUGGUAGACAAAGUUCCAGGUCAGUUAAAUGACAGACGGACAAUGCUGGGAGAACUCAACUGGAUAUUUACAGCCAUUACUGACACCAUAGCAUGGAAUACACUACCAAGAGAUCUGUUCCAGAAGUUGUUCCGGCAGGAUCUUCUAGUGGCUAGUUUGUUCCGUAACUUUUUACUGGCCGAAAGGAUAAUGCGUUCCUACAACUGUACACCAGUUUCCGGGCCUAAAUUACCGCCUACCUACCAACACCCCAUGUGGCAAGCAUGGGACUUGGCUUUGGAUUUGUGCCUGCGACAGCUACCUCGUCUGUUGGAGGACGAAGGCUCGACAUUCCAACACAGUCCCUUCUUCACUGAGCAGCUCACUGCCUUCCAAGUAUGGCUUACGUAUGGCUCCGAGUCUCGUAACCCUCCGGAGCAACUCCCCAUAGUGCUACAGGUUCUCCUAAGUCAGGUACACAGACUGCGUGCUUUGGACCUGCUGGGGCGGUUUCUAGACCUUGGACCCUGGGCGGUCAGUUUGGCGUUAUCUGUUGGUAUUUUCCCAUAUGUUCUAAAGUUACUACAGAGUUCUGCUCGAGAGUUACGGCCCCUGCUGGUGUUCAUCUGGGCUAAGAUCUUGUCGGUGGACAGCUCCUGCCAGGCUGACUUGGUGAAAGACAAUGGCCAUAAGUAUUUCCUGGCUGUACUGGCAGACCCCUAUAUGCCGGCGGAACACAGGACGAUGGCUGCUUUUGUCCUGUCCAUGAUUGUGAAUGACUACAGACAAGGACAGGAGGCUGCCUUACAAGGGAAUGUGAUAUCCGUGUGUCUAGAACAGUUGGCAGACACAAACAACUCUCUACGUCAGUGGCUGGCCCUAUGUCUUGGCAAGGUGUGGACAAGUUUUGACAAUGCACGAUGGUGUGGAGUGAGGGACAGCGCCCAUGAGAAGCUAGCUAAGAUGUUGAACGAUCCAACCCCAGAGGUGCGGGCAGCCACUGUGUAUGCCCUGGGAACAUUUAUAAACAACAACUCAUCGGAGCGAAGUGACCACGCUAAUAAUAUCGACCUUGGAGUUGGUAUGACCUUGGCAUCGGUUGGUCAGGAUGGAAACCCUCUCGUCAGGAAGGAGCUUGUGGUGGCAUUCGGAUACCUGGUGACCCAGUUCGAGGCCCAGUUUGCUACCGUGGCGACACAGCUGAUUGAGGAGGAGAGACAGAAGGAUAAAGCAGUGCCGAUUGUGGCCGCUGAGGCCCCGGGUGGGUGGAAUGUUGUAGCAUCCUCCGGUAUCCCUGAGAACUUUGCCUCCGUCAUGACCAGCGGAAUGAAGCGUAGUUCCUCGCGUACCAGUGUGAAGAGCUUGUUAACCAGCACGUCUUCAGGCCAGCAGCCGUCUCCAGGGAACACAAGUUUCUGUAGUAGUAUUAGCUCUAUGGACAGUACCUCCAGUGUGGAGAGUAUGCCCGGAGCUUCUGACUCUCGUAGCAAACGUGCCGGAUCCAACCCCUCCAUCCCCGGACUCAGCUUCAGCAACAUUUACAUCAUGGUAUGGAAAACCCUUCUACAGCUUGCUAUUGAUCCUGUCAACGAGGUCGCGGACAUGGCCAAGUAUAUCGUCAACACUAUCAAACUCAAGGCAACAACCACCUCAAAACCUUCACAAAUGAUGCCCAACCCGGCCAUGACUCAUUCAGCCCCAGCCAGUCCCUCUAACAGACCUGUCAACACUGCCCAGGGAACACCUCCUCAGAACUAUUUGUACGACGAGUCUGGGCGGCCAGUCAUGGGUGGCAUCAAGCGAGACUUCUCGUCACCACGAUUACCAAGUAGUACAUCUAGUCCUUACACAUAUUCCACACAAUUCAGCCGCAAUCGGAAGAUAUUCGAUAAAGGUCCUUCUCAGGUAGAGGAGAAGGAAGAGGAAAUCGCCAAUCGUGUAAAACAGACAUCAGUUGUUUCAACAGAUUACUUUCCCUGGUGUUGUAAACACUUUGCUCAGCCGUUGAUGCGACUUUCGGACGAGCAGGACCCAGAGAGCUUCCCGCACCACGAGCGAGAAUACCACUUCACACGCAACGCUCACGUGAGGAAUGAGGCCAAAGAGGAGCAAAUGCGUGCAGGUUUUAAUCGGUUGGACGACCAAGUAUUUGUAAAUAGAAAUCAAGGCAUACCUUCUGUGAUAAAGUUCCACCCGUACGAGUCCUUCAUGGCUGUCGCUGACAAGGAAAUGGUCAGUUUUUGGAACUGGGAACAAGGAACCAAACUUGGAAGUAUAUGUAACGAAAAUCCAAAACACACCAAGAUCACAUCUGUGGAGUUCCUCAACGCUCACGAUGAUACGUUAAUGCUGACUGGAUCAGAUGAUGGAGCAGUGCGGAUAUGGAGGGACUACAUUGAGAAUGUGGAAAUGGUGUCGGCUUUCCAGGCUCUCUCCGACAUGAUCCCAUUAUCCAGAGGUUCUGGACUGGUGAUUGACUGGGAACAAGAAUCAGGCAUGCUACUGGCAUCAGGGGAUGUUAGGACCAUCAAGAUCUGGGACUCGCGGUCAGAAACCAAAUUACAGGACAUACCUACUGGUGCAGACAGUUGUGUAACCAGCCUUGCAUCAGAUUCUGUCGGCCGCUCACUCCUUAUAGCAGGCUGUGGGGAUGGUACAGUGCGCUUGUUUGAUAGGAGACUAGGACCAACAGAAUGCCGAGUGAUGACCCUCAGGGAACACAACCACAGAGUCCUCAAGGUUCACUUACAGAAGGGGUCAGAGGGCAAGAUUGUCAGCACAAGUAAUGGUGGCGACGUGAGGUUCUGGGACCCGAGGUUUACGGAGUCGGUCCGUGUAUUAAAUUUACAACAAGGACUCACUGCUGUUGAUAUGCAUAAAUUAGCUGAUGUUAUAGCAUGUGGGUCCAUGAACCAGUACAUAGGUAUUUAUAACCAGUCCGGGGAUAGUCUGAGUACUAUUAAAUACCACGAGGGCUUCCUUGGACAGAGAAUCGGCGCUAUCAGCUGUCUGGCCUUCCAUCCAUAUAAGGUGAAACUUGCAGCUGGAGGUUCCGACUCUUUCAUCUCCGUGUAUUCCACGUCAAUGAAGCGUAGCUGAUAGUGGCUCCCCCUAGGUACAUCUAGAGCUGUGACUUUUUUGUGUGUAAUUCGAGGAUGUGAUUUUAUACUGUGUAAACCUGUGGAAGUGUUGUGUGUCCAGUGUCUAGCCAACUGCUGCUUUCUGUUU
Molecule: messenger RNA, 4195 nt
Organism: Pecten maximus
Lineage: Eukaryota; Metazoa; Mollusca; Bivalvia; Pectinida; Pectinidae
Product: regulatory-associated protein of mTOR-like
Exons: 32
Coding region: 92-4066 (1324 amino acids)
Biological process (GO): positive regulation of protein serine/threonine kinase activity; cellular response to starvation; positive regulation of cell growth
Cellular component (GO): cytoplasm; TORC1 complex
Molecular function (GO): protein-macromolecule adaptor activity; protein binding
Source: RefSeq, a predicted model, not a curated record